Molecule: messenger RNA, 2705 nt
Organism: Grus americana (Whooping crane)
Lineage: Eukaryota; Metazoa; Chordata; Aves; Gruiformes; Gruidae
Gene: CCDC174
Product: coiled-coil domain containing 174
Exons: 11
Coding region: 44-2098 (684 amino acids)
Cellular component (GO): nucleus
Source: RefSeq, a predicted model, not a curated record
AAGGCAGCCGGCUGUUGCGGUUGCCGGAGGAGCGGAGGCCGCCAUGGACCGGAGGAAGAAGCCGUUGGAUGUGGCCGCCUCCUCGUUGGUAGAUCUCAAAGCAGAACUCUUCCGAAAGCAAGAAGAAUUCAAGAAAGAAAAGCUACUGAAAGAUGCUGGCAUCUUUGCAAAGCCCAAAACUUCUAAUAAGAAACCAAGCAUCUGGAACAAACAAAACGCAGGAGUUGCAAAUCGAGCGGAGAAGGAUGUUGAGCAAAAGGCAGAAGAGGAGCAUAUAUUAGAUAAAUCAAGGAAGAAACUAGAAGAGAAAGCAAAGCUGUAUGAGAAAAUGACAAAAGGCGACUUCCCAGAUGAAGAAACUGAGGAUUUGUACCUGGUGGAUUUCACUCAGAAGAUCAUAGACAAACAGCACGAAGUACAGGAAAUGUAUCAGAGCGAAGCUGCUAGAAAGACUUUAGAAAAAGAGACAGAUGAUGAGGAAACUCAACCUGAAGUGGAAAUACCGCCACCUGAGGACCCAGACGAAGAAUGGGUUGAUUAUGUUGAUUUCCUUGGCCGAUCUAGACGCUGUAUGAAGAAGGAUUUGCCAAGUCUACUUAAAAUGGAUCAGGAACUUCAAGGGAAAAGACAAGGUCCUGAUGGGAAUACUCUGUUAUCUGAAGACAUGAGAAGAGAACUUCAGAGGCAGCAGUGGGAAAAAGAAGAAGAAGAAGCCCUCAGAAAACCCAUGGGACCCAUACAUUAUGAGGACAUUCGAGAAAAUGAGGCCAGACAGCUUGGUGUUGGUUACUUCGCCUUUUCUCGUGACAAAGAACUUAGGGAUAAACAACGGGCAACACUGGAUAUGCUAAGAGAGCAGACACUUGACCAGAGAACUAAACGUGAACAGUUGAAAGAAAAAAGGAAGGCAGCUCUAGAUGCAAGGCUGUCUAAACUUCGAGCACGGAAGAUUAAGAAGUUAAGGGAGGCUGGAUUAGAGGAAGAGGCAGAAAAAUUGGAGAAUGGAGAGGUGAAAGGUGCUACUGACGAACCGGAAGCUCCGAGAGUUACUGCAGCAAGUAGAAAGGUAGAGGUUGUCAUCCAGGAGAGAAGAGAUACCAAGCCUGGAGUGCCUUAUGUCCGAGAGUGGGAUAAAGGCAAAGAAUUGAUGUUUGGACAAUGGUCAAAGAAACAGGAAGAACUCAGAGAUGAGCGAGAUCCAGAAUUUGCACCACCUUCCGAUUACUUUAUGGGACAAAAGAAAGAUGAUAAUUACAGAAGUCAGGAUUUGAACAGUCCUGAAACCUCCUCUGCAAAACUAGAAACAGAGACAGCACAAAACCAACAGAUGCCAUCAGCACAGGCCAACGGCAGUAGCACUGAAGAUGUGCCACCAUCAGCACAAGCUUACAACAGCAAUGUUCGAGUUGAGUCAGCAUCAACAGAGGCAUGUGGCAGUGACGCUCAAGAUGCACCAUCGUCAGGAGAGGAUGACAGCAGUGAUGAUGAGGAUAUGCUGCCAUCAGCAGAGGCUUAUGGCUAUGGUGCUCAAGGUGUGCCACCGUCAAUGCAGGCUUACGGCUAUGGUGCUCAAGAUGUGCUGUCGUCAAUGCAGGCUUAUGGCUAUAGCACUCAUGAUAUGCCAUUUCCAAUGCCAGCUUAUGGCUACGGUGCUCAAGGCAUGCUGCCACCAAUGCACACUUAUGGCUACAGCACCCAUGAUAUGCCAUUCUCAAUGCAGGCUUAUGGCUACGGCACCCAGGAUGCGCCGCCAGGGAUGCAGGGCUGUGGCUGCAGCGCCCAGGAUGCGCCGCCAGGGAUGCAGGGCUGUGGCUGCAGCGCCCAGGAUGCGCCGCCAGGAAUGCAGGCCUGUGGCUGCAGCACCCAGGAUGCACCACCAGGAGUGCAGGGCUGUGGCUGCAGCGCCCAAGAAUUGCCACCAGGAAUACAGGGCUGUGGCUGCAGCACCCAGAACGUGCCACCAGCAAUGCAGGACUGUGGCUGCAGCACCCAAGAUGUGCUGCCGUCAGCGCAGACCAACAGCAGUGACACUCAAAAUCAGGAACCGCUUUACCAAAGUUUAGAUGAUAUGCUGUCUUAUUACAGACAAGUGACUUGAACAGAGCAAAAAGAUAAGUAAGAAUCGUGAUUUAAAGAACUGAAACAGAAUUCUCGGCAAGAAUAUUAUUUUCCCGCAUCUGGGAAAAAUAAGUUUCUGUAAGUAAAUCAAAAUAAAUCUUCUAGGGACCUAAGCUAUUUCACAUCACAGCUGUACUUUUGCCCUGUUGGUUCUUUUUUUGUUGUUGUUUUUCCCUCUAUUAAAAUUAUGUGAUUCUUUUUUUGGCAGUAUUUACUUAGUUUAGUACAUACUUAAUAUUAACUCUUUGCCGCUUGCACCUGAACUUUGGGUAUAUUAAUGGCUUGUUUUCAUAAGAUGAGCUCUUCCUUUACUCUGCCACUCCCCAGCCAGCUUCUGGUUUGGAGGUCUACAAGUUCAGUGAUAUCUGUAGAAACAGUAUUGAAAUGGCAGUUUCAGGAAAUUUAUUACCUGCUCAAUCUCCUGCCUUUAGGAAGUGCAGAUUAUCUAGUGAACAGUGGUGGUUUGCAUGGUCAUAAUGGCUUCUGCAUUCCUGAGGUCUGUAUAUAACUCAUAAUUCUGUGAAGCAAAUUAAGAGUGGAGAGAGGCAUUGCUGAUGCCUCUAACUGAUGGUUAGACUAAGAAUAAA